This is a messenger RNA of Episyrphus balteatus (marmalade hoverfly), 610 nucleotides long. RefSeq lists its product as uncharacterized. Bases 227 to 589 code for a protein of 120 amino acids. The record is from RefSeq and is a predicted model, not a curated record. Lineage: Eukaryota; Metazoa; Arthropoda; Insecta; Diptera; Syrphidae. The transcript has 2 exons.
CUUAGCAAAGUAUCUUCAGUCUGAAUCAAGACCUCAAAGUGAUCACAACUCCUAAGAAUCUUUAAAGAAAGCUUAUACAAAAAGACACUAUCUAAAGUUUAUAAAAAAAGCUUAGAAUACAAAAAGAUAAAAAAACAAACAAGUGCUUUAAAAAAAAAAUUAAAAAAAAACUUUUAAGUGAUUUAAAUCUGCAAUACAAAAAACAAACAAACAAACAAAGCUAAAAAUGUCGUGCUUAAAAGUUAGUGCAGUCCUCAGUGCUCUCAUCAUCGUUUUUGCAAUCAGUUAUACAAACGCUGCUGUUUUCUCUCAACCCGCUUACUUCCAUCCUGUAUAUCCUGGUAGAUGUUAUGACAAAAUUACCCAUACAUUAAUGUUGCCCAACAAAGAAUACAAACCAAAAGGAAUUUGUGCAGCAUUAACAUGUGAUAUUGAACAAAUGACAAUCAAUAUUGAAACAUGUCCCUAUAUGGAUAUGCCAGAAUGUGAAGAACUCAAAACCGAUCCAUCAUGGGGAUUCCCCAAGUGUUGUCCUCAAUAUGUUUGUAAAGAUUUUAAAACUGGUGAAGAUGUCAUAUUUUCGGCAUAAUUUUGACAGUGACAUUACAAA